Leishmania mexicana MHOM/GT/2001/U1103 is the source of this 2328-nucleotide messenger RNA. RefSeq lists its product as hypothetical. Bases 1 to 2328 code for a protein of 775 amino acids. Lineage: Eukaryota; Euglenozoa; Kinetoplastea; Trypanosomatida; Trypanosomatidae. The record is from RefSeq and is a predicted model, not a curated record. Gene Ontology annotation, biological process: mitochondrial large ribosomal subunit assembly. The transcript has a single exon. Gene Ontology annotation, molecular function: ATP binding; nucleic acid binding. Gene Ontology annotation, cellular component: mitochondrion.
AUGUCACGGCCCCGGCCAACCAGCGCGUGUCUCUUACGGCGCCCCACGGCGCCUUGUGCACAAAGUCUGAGCGCAUUUUCCCAUCUGAUCAUUGCUACACGCACCAUUGUGCAGUCAAACGUGACGGGAGGCGUCCGAAGUCUCCUGGACCAGUUUGAGACCCGACAACUCAUCACCCGGCUGAGGCGUAACCGCAACGGCAACUACUACCGCUUCCGUCAGAAGCUCUGGCCUUCGCAAGAGGCGCUUGAGAAGGAGCUGACAGAGAUCACGUACAGCCCGGUGGAGCGGCAGCCGUUCGCGUUGCUGCCGCAGCGCGAGGCACCGCGUCAGGUGUUCGCCUGUGAAGGUCGCGGCGGUACAACGCUCCUUGAAGCGGUGCAGGCAGAAGUACGAGGGGCGAGCGCCUCAGAGAGCAGCUCGACUCCGGCAGCUGUGUCGUCACUUUCGAACCAAAGUGAGUUGUGUGACGAUAAUGGCUCACUUGACUUCAUGGCGAGUCUGCUUCGAGCAGAUCAAUCUGUAGGCAGCAAGAUCAUCACGGAGGCGGACGUGGAGGGCACCGUUCUCGAGUCUGCUCGCUUUCGCGCUCAGCAGAUUCUUGCAAGCGAUCUCACUUGCAACGCCGUCAGUGUCUCCCCCUCCACUGCCGUCUGGCUUCGCAAGCCCGCCGAGUCCACCGACGCGGCGGGAACUUCCUGGUCAGCACUAGGCUUGGACCCGCUCAUUAGCUCCGCUGCUGAACAGGUUUACGGGCCAGUGCCUACGCGUCUGCAGGCCCGUCUGCUACCUGCCCUACUCAACGAGGAUCACAACGACGUGCUCUUCAACGGCGUCACAGGUAGCGGCAAAACGUCGGUGCUCGUGCUGGGUCUCCUGCAGGGCAUCCGCAGCGAGGCCGCUGGGAUGAACGUCCUUGUGGCGGCAAAUACAAUCAACGCCAUGCGACUGCACGACACAGUCAAGGCGCUCUGUAGGCGAGCAGGCGGCGGUGUCAUGGUCGACCGGCCUGCUGACGACUACUCCUGGCUCUUUCUCGGCACUUACAGAGAGGACUAUGACUCCUACUACGAGCAUCUUCGACGCGGGCUACGGCGUGCGACCGGGCCAGCUCGGCUAUUCAUCACGACCGCCGACGUCAUGUGUCAACUGCUGUUUGAGAAGAAAAUGGAGUUUGAGGACUUUGGCUACCUGCGACGCGUCUACGUGGACGAUAUCGGUGCGCAGGUACCCUUGCUGCCGGAGAGUGCCUCUGUAGCCGUGGUGCGGGAACGACUGCGCAACCCGCUGGCUGCGGAACUGCUGUUGGGGACGCUGCAUCAGCUGCCUGGCCCCCACGUUAGGUCGGUACUGCAGCUCGGUAUGGUCUCCGCUGACGUGGAUGGCAAACUAAAGGAUCAUCUGCAGGCGCUGUGCAUGAAACCCGUGGCCCAGACGACGGUGCUGUCCACCGUCCGCGUCCCCUCCACCGUGCACUGCCUUUUCUCCUUCUUUCUCGGUCAUAAGGAGGAUCGCUUCACGUACCUUGUGCGCCUCCUGUGGAAUGCGCGGGAGACGAUUCCUGGCCGCGCUAUCCUCUUUGUUCCGGACGCCGAGGAUGUUCUCAGUGCACGGCGGCGACUCCGCGGACUUGGCGCAGAUGUCAAGAUCUUCUCGGAGGUACACGGGGACAACAAGUUCAAGGGCAACUGGAAGUUUCUGCUCUUGAGGGAAUCGGAGGCGUUCGGCGUCGACUUGCCCCUCGUCUCGCACGUCUUUAUCACCUUCGUGCCGACUUCGUGGCAGCGCUUCCUGCAUAUGUGCGGGCGCACCGGUCGCAUGGGCAACCUUGGCUGGGUCUACGUGGUGAGCGACAAGCAAGAAGCGAAGAGCAUUCGCGAGGUUGCCGAGGCGCUCUCAGUAGACUUCUGCAAUCAUGUUAUCAGUGAUGACCUUCAGCAGGUUCGACCCGCGGACGUGGAGCGCUUCACGAAGAAGCCCGAACUUUAUGGUCUUGAUCCUCAAUUCGCCGUGCGACAGCACUACACCGUGCAAGCCGAGAACCCAGAUAUAGCGUACCGCAAGCGCGAGUUCUUCUCCAAGCCAGCCAUCAAGCAGUUUCAGAUGGAGGACUACACCUCAACCCCGAUCAAGCAGCGUCGCUUCGAUCACGCUAGGCAGCUGUCGCAGGAUGUGGAGCGGAAUCCAUCGAUUGUGCUUGACAUGCAGAAGAGAGGGCUUCUGGACGCGCAACUCAAACCGACAAAAACGCUAAAGCGAUACAUGGACAGGAAGACGCAUAGAGAGGCACCCGACCCCUUCGAGAAAGGGCGAAAGCGCCGUCAGUGA